Lingula anatina is the source of this 1071-nucleotide messenger RNA. Its product is annotated as mucin-2-like. The record is from RefSeq and is a predicted model, not a curated record. NCBI's taxonomy places the organism in Eukaryota, Metazoa, Brachiopoda, Lingulata, Lingulida, Lingulidae.
AUGCCUACCACCACGAUUACACCCCCGUUAACAACGACUACCACGCCUACCACUCCGACAACAACAGCCACACCUACCACAACGACAACCACUCCGAGAACUAUGGCAACCACGCCUACCAAAAUCACAACAACUCCAUCAACCGCGACUACCACGUUUACAGUUAUCCCUACUUCUACCGAUGCCACGCCUACAACUAUGACAAUUCCUACGUCAACUACAACAGCCACGCCUUCCACAACCACACCUAACGCUGAGACCACCUCUCCGACAACUAUGGAAACCACGCCAACCACUGAAACAACUCUGCCUUCCACUGAGGCAACUACUCCAUCAUCUACGACAUCCAUGCCCGUUACAACCACAGCAACACCUAUCAAUAUUGCAACCAUGACAACCAGUGCAACAACCCUGUCUACCACUAUCACAACCUCACCAUCAACUACGUCAUUCUCGCCGAUCACAACCCCUCAAUCAACGAUGACAUCGACGCCCAUCACAAGCGCUCCUACAACUACAGCAUCCACACACAUCACAGCCACAACUACAUUUGUCAACAAUACAACCACUUUGUCAUCUGUAACAACCAUACAAACGACAAAGACAACGAAGCCUGCAACUACGAAAACCACGCCAACCACUCCGACAGCCACCCCUACCACUGCAAUAACCACGCCAAGUACUGCAAUAACUACGCCUACCACUGUACCAAUCACGCCUACCUCUGCGACGUCCACGCCUUCUACACCAACAACCACGCCUGCCACUGUAAAUACCACGCCCGCCACUUUAGAAUUUGCUACGAUAUCAACAAACACACCAAUGGCUUCGACUAUAGCUUUUACUGGUUCAACGUCAUUAACACCGCCGUCUGCUGUAUUAACCACACAUCCUGCUGCAAUAACCACGCCUAGUGUUGUAAUAACCACACCUACUGCUGUAAUGACCACACCCCCUGCUGCAGUGACCACACCUAAAUUGAGCAAGACAACGGUCGAUCCCAAAGAUGGUGAUAGAGAGAAACAGAAGCAAGGCAAUGACGAAGAUAACGCAGGUAACAUGCAUCCCUGA